AAGAAUCUUGAUUCUUCUCAUUGGAAUUUUUUAUGGGUCUUUACAUCUCGAUGCACGUUUGUCGCGGACACCAAGCCGUUGGGGUGGUGGUGAGAUCGGUCGAGGGUGAACGCAUAGUUGCACCGAGGGCAGCAACGAAGUACUCUACUAGUAAACUAAACCGCUUAUCGGACGAAUACCUCAACGUUACCAAAUGCCAAGGAGAAAUUCCGCUACUCUUCACUGAAAACUGUUGCCUGUCGACGAAAAGACCUCCGCUUAUGUUACAAAGUACAAGAUACUUGGUACGCAGUUCGUUAAGGAUAAUGUCCUUCCGGAGAAGAGAAGAAGAGGAAGAAAGGGAAAGGAGACGCGUGCGGAUCUCGCGUUGGGUAAAGCGUGCAUUAUUUACACCGUCAGGGACGAGCACCGCCGUUGCUGGCAAGUUUGCACUUGAGUCCAUUAUUACUCCUGCCUUGCGUGGAUUAUUCCGACAGCUUAACGCUCGACCGUUAAGUAAAUCCUGUCCCACGAGCUCACCCUAGACCGUUACAACAUGACACUUUACCCAGA
This is a messenger RNA of Vespula pensylvanica (western yellowjacket), 552 nucleotides long. RefSeq lists its product as uncharacterized. The coding region runs from base 33 to 524 and encodes 163 amino acids. NCBI's taxonomy places the organism in Eukaryota, Metazoa, Arthropoda, Insecta, Hymenoptera, Vespidae. The record is from RefSeq and is a predicted model, not a curated record. The transcript is spliced from 3 exons.